AUUUACUCAAUACAGCCUAAAAUCAUGAUGAAGAAGAAGAGCAUAUCUGCAAGCAAAGCUUCCUUGGUCCUCUUUCUGUGCCAAAUGAUUUCUGCAUUGGAUGUACCUCUUGACUCAAAACUUCUAGAAGAAUUGUCGCAACCUCCUACGAUAACUCAGCAAUCUCCAAAAGAUUACAUUGUUGACCCCCGAGAGAAUAUUGUAAUACAGUGUGAAGCAAAAGGAAAGCCACCUCCUAGCUUCUCCUGGACACGCAAUGGAACUCAUUUUGAUAUAGAUAAAGAUGCACAGAUAACAAUGAAACCAAAUUCAGGGACCCUUGUCAUAAAUAUUAUGAAUGGUGGGAAGGCAGAAGCAUACGAAGGAGUAUACCAAUGUACAGCAAGGAAUGAACGAGGAGCAGCCAUUUCCAACAAUAUUGUUAUAAGGCCUUCUAGAUCCCCUUUGUGGACGAAAGAAAAACUAGAACCAAAUCAGGUUCGAGAAGGUGAUUCACUAGUAUUACACUGCAGACCUCCUGUUGGCUUACCACCACCUAUAAUAUUUUGGAUGGAUAAUGCUUUCCAAAGGCUGCCUCAAAGUGAAAGAGUUUCCCAAGGUCUAAAUGGAGACCUUUAUUUUUCUAAUGUACAACCAGAAGAUACCCGGGAGGACUAUAUCUGCUAUGCAAGAUUUAAUCAUACACAAACUAUACAGCAGAAACAACCCAUUUCUGUAAAAGUCUUUUCAACCAAGCCAGUUACAGAGAGGCAACCAAUUCUUCUAACACCGACAGGUAGCACAAGUACCAAAGUGGAACUCAGAGGAAAUGUGCUUUUGUUGGAGUGCAUUGCAGCAGGAUUACCCACACCGGUAAUCCGCUGGUUUAAAGAGGGUGGGGAAUUGCCAGCCAACAGAACAUUUUUUGAAAACUUCAAGAAAACUCUCAAGAUUAUAGAUGUUUCUGAAGCUGACUCUGGGAACUACAAAUGUAUAGCAAGAAAUAUAUUAGGUUCUGCUCAACAUGUCAUUUCAGUGACUGUGAAAGCUGCCCCAUACUGGAUAACAGCACCCAGAAACUUGGUCUUGUCUCCUGGAGAAGAUGGGACAUUGAUCUGCAGAGCUAACGGCAACCCAAAGCCUAAUAUAAGCUGGUUAGCAAAUGGCGUUCCCAUAGCAAUUGCCCCAGAAGAUCCUAGCAGAAAGGUAGAUGGUGAUACCAUUAUUUUCUCACAUGUGCAAGAAAGGUCAAGUGCUGUCUAUCAGUGCAAUGCUUCUAAUGAAUAUGGAUACUUGCUAGCAAACGCAUUUGUGAAUGUUCUGGCUGAGCCACCAAGAAUUCUAACUCCUGCUAAUAAACUCUAUCAAGUUAUCGCAGAUAGUCCCGCAUUGCUAGACUGUGCUUAUUUUGGUUCACCUAAGCCUGAAAUUGAAUGGUUUAAGGGAGUGAAAGGUAGCAUCUUACGUGGAAAUGAAUACGUUUUCCAUGAUAAUGGAACGUUGGAAAUUCCAGUGGCUCAAAAGGAUAGUGCUGGUACAUACACCUGUGUAGCAAGGAAUGAAUUAGGAAAGAUACAAAAUGAGGUGCAAUUGGAAGUUAAAGAUCCAACAAUGAUAAUUAAACAGCCAGAAUACAAAGUGAUUCAGAGAUAUGGCCACGUUUCAUUUGAGUGUAUAAUAAAGCAUGAUUCUACCUUAUUACCAACAGUUAUAUGGCUGAAGGACAAUGAUGAACUGCCAGAUGAUGAAAGGUUUCUAGUUGGUAAAGACAACUUGACCAUUAUGAAUGUAACUGAUAAAGAUGAUGGAACAUACACUUGCAUAGUUAAUACUACUCUGGACAGUGUUUCAGCAAGUGCUGUGCUUACUGUUGUUGCUGCUCCCCCAACUCCAGCUAUCAUUUACGCUCGACCAAAUCCACCCUUUGACUUGGAAUUGACAGGUCAGCUAGAAAGAAGUGUUGAACUCUCAUGGAUACCAGGAGACGAAAAUAACAGUCCCAUUACAAACUUUGUGAUUGAAUAUGAAGAUGGGCUGCAUGAACCAGGGGUAUGGCAUUACCAGACGGAAGUUCCUGGAACUCAGACAACAGUACAGUUGAAGUUGUCUCCAUACGUCAACUACUCAUUCCGUGUGAUAGCUGUCAAUGAGAUUGGCAGAAGUCAGCCGAGUGAACCAUCUGAGCAGUACCUGACAAAAUCUGCAAACCCUGAUGAAAAUCCUUCUAAUGUACAUGGGGUAGGCUCAGAACCUGAUAAUUUGGUAAUAACAUGGGAGUCUUUAAAAGGUUUUCAGUCUAAUGGACCAGGGCUCCAGUACAAAGUCAGCUGGCGUCAGAAAGAUGUUGAUGAUGAAUGGACAUCUGUUGUAGUUGCAAAUGUAUCUAAAUAUAUUGUGUCUGGUACACCAACUUUUGUUCCCUACGAAAUAAAAGUACAAGCUUUAAAUGACCUGGGAUAUGCACCAGAGCCAUCAGAGGUGAUUGGACAUUCAGGGGAAGACUUGCCAAUGGUUGCUCCAGGCAAUGUGCAGGUUCAUGUUAUUAACAGCACAUUAGCAAAGGUGCAUUGGGACCCAGUUCCACUAAAAACUCUCCGAGGACACCUUCAAGGGUACAAA
Fulmarus glacialis (Northern fulmar) is the source of this 2598-nucleotide messenger RNA. RefSeq names its product neuronal cell adhesion molecule (gene NRCAM). Gene Ontology annotation, molecular function: cell-cell adhesion mediator activity. Lineage: Eukaryota; Metazoa; Chordata; Aves; Procellariiformes; Procellariidae. The record is from RefSeq and is a predicted model, not a curated record. The annotation marks the transcript as partial. The transcript is spliced from 20 exons. Gene Ontology annotation, biological process: cell-cell adhesion; brain development.